ACGUUACUUUCUCGUCCUCACGUUCACGUUUCACGCCAUCUUGAAACGGCACCCGCAGUUUCUUCCAAAUCGCUCCCCGCAUAAAGAAGCGCAGCAGCUUCCUCCAGCAGAGUUGCCACGGCAGCCGUUAUGAACGGUUCUCGAAACAAGACGGCGCCGGCAGUCAGCAAGAACACAGAGAGCGGCUCGACGGCGACUCCCCGGGAGAGAAGUAAGUCUGGUGGAGGAAUGCUGAAGAAACUCAAGUCGAGACGGAGUCAGACGGAUAAGUGCCCCGUUGUCACCGAGGAUGAACUCCGGGCGCUGGGAAAAGACAUCUCCCCGGACCACGUCCUGGGGCUCCGCGCUGUUACCGAGGAUUAUCUCUGCAAACCCGAAGACAACAUCUACAGCAUCGACUUCACACGGUUCAAAAUCAGAGAUCUGGAGACAGGCACGGUGCUGUUUGAGAUAGCCAAGCCCCCCAACUGCGGUCCUACAGAGCAUGAAGAGGAGAGUGGAGAUGUAGACACCAGCGCGGGGCGUUUUGUGCGGUAUCAGUUUACACCAGCCUUCCUAAAACUGCGCACUGUUGGUGCAACUGUGGAGUUCACAGUGGGUGACCGGCCCAUUAACAGCUUUCGUAUGAUCGAGAGGCAUUAUUUCCAAGGGCGCCUUCUCAAGAACUUUGACUUUGACUUCGGCUUCUGCAUUCCUAACAGCCGCAACACAUGCGAGCACAUUUAUGAGUUUCCACAGCUCCCAGAGGACCUCAUUCGCCAAAUGGUGGAUCAUCCUUACGAGACCAGAUCAGACAGUUUCUACUUUGUGGAUAACAAACUGAUCAUGCACAACAAGGCAGACUAUGCCUACAACGGUGGUCAGUAAUGCCUGAAGGGAAGAAUGUGUGCAAUACAUCCCAGGUGUCAGAUUACCUGGAUUAUAACCACCCAGAAAUCUCAAUUUUUUGGGGGGACAGAAGUAUUCUUUCCUUUUCAGACAUUCCGAAGAACUUGACAACGAUCUUCAGAAACAACGGACCACGUCUACCUUGAUAAGAAAUCAAUGAUUAGAUACCUCAUACUGCUCAGUUUCUGGGAUCUAGAGUAGCAUUCUGUUAAAUAUUUCUCCGUGAUGUAACUAUCACUGAAACCUCUCUGCGCUGUCUUUCAAAUUGUCAUAUUUUUAAGUAUCUCAUGUUAUUGCUUGGAUUCUUUGGCCUUGAGUUUGUUGCCAUUGCUUCUGGGAGAGAACACUUGAAUCACCAGACUUUGUUGCAAACCUUGAAGAUUCUGGUAAUUAUGACUUCUUUUCUUUGAGUAUACACGUAGAUGAUAUCACUUGGUCGGCAUGUUGAAGUUUAUUUGAACUACCUUUUGCAACUGACAAUUGUGGUUCCGUUUUGGAACAGCGAGCAUUGACUUGCACUGACAUUGUGCUGCAGUAUUGCCGGUCAUUGAAGAUCCUGUAGCACCAGCUGACGUUAUCCGUUUGACUUUGAUUCUUCUCUAGUUAUCUACUGUCAGUUUGAAGACUUAGGGAUAAGUGAUUUCCAUUUACUUUAGUAAUCAUCGAGUCACAGCAGACAGGCCUGGCAGCCAGUUUAUCAGGUAAAUCAUCGGGUCCGCUGCGCUUGUAAUGAGCUGGACCCCUUUUAACUAAGAAGCGUGUGUAUUCUUCUCAAGGUGUCAGGUGUAAUACUCAUCCCAGGUCAGUUAGGUGCCUGGUUUUCAUCUGCUUUGUGCUUCUCCUUCAGUCUCUCCUGUUGUUGACUGAAUGUUAUGUAUUUAUCACAUCAAAAUUUGUAACCUCUAAACAUGUCAUGAACCAAAAACCCAAAAUGAAGGACCAUUUGGGGUUAGCAGAAUUGACAUGCCUUACAAUGAUCACAUGUCCAAAAUUGUUUUCUAUCUCGCCCUCUGUUCAGUCACAGUAACUGAAUCCCUUAAUAGCUUAUUUAGCAAGCAGCAGUACUGUGAAUCCCUGUCUUUGGGAGUUAAGUUUCCUGAACAGAGUGAUAUACCUAAUAAACUGCUCACUGUGCGCAGCGUGACCGCACAGUGUCUGAUGUAGCUUGGUCUGAGAAGGGCAUGUUUGUAAUCGGAGAGUGUGAAGGAGAUGCAGGAGGCUCCCUGUCUGUGUCCGUCUUCAUAGAGGCCUUGUUAAAUUGUUCAGUUGCUGCUUCACAUAAUCUGGGCUUCCUGAUAUUCUGCAUCGUAACAUCGAUUUUCUGUGCCUUGUGUUCAUACGGUCGUUCUCUGUUUGUAAGUGAGAGAAGCCUGCACUCCAUUACCCAUGCUGCAGUAUGACAUGUCUUUCAACUGAUGAGCUGAAGGCGCCCAGCUCUUAAUAUCAAGCUUUCUGUUACCUAUCAUGUUGUAUCCUGCAGUGCUGCCUGGUAUGCAAUAAGAUGGCAUUUUGUAUACUCAUUACAUUAUCUUAUAAAAUACUGGAUUUACAGUUUGAGGGUAUUGGGUCAACAUUGACAUCAGUGGGUGUGCAUCUGUUGGAGCAGAGUAAUCUAUUUUCCUAAAGGAGGGAGUGGGGUAUGUUUUCUGUACCUGUACAAACCUUGGACCACACCACUCAUAGACACACUGUAUCAUCAUGGCUCAGAGUCCUUAUGCAUUCACUCUGUAAGCUGCUGCAUGAGCAUUUUGUUACUGACAGACUGUUACUAAUGCUGCCUUAAUGUCAUAUUGGAUUUACCAUGAAUACAAGCUGCCAUCUGGGGAAAAAACAUUCAUGUCCACAUUCCUGAUUGUCACUUCAAAUUGUAUAUAUGGAGCUUUUUCCAUGUUCUGAUACCAAGCCCUUGAAGUUAUAAAUCCUGACAGAGCAUCAACACCAGCGAUAACAUACUGUAGACACUCCUCAGCAAACCAAGGUAGUAGAAAUCAAAAUGAUCACUUAUAAUAAUACAGUCAACCCGAAAUGCAAAAUGCUAGGAAUGUCCGCAGCAGUUCAUUUAUGAUUGAUUUUUAACACACAAAUAGAAAUGCUUAUGGAUGUGGGCAUUCCAUUGAGUUAAAACAUGAAUAUUUUGAGUCUGUGCAGUAAAAUGACCCAUUUUCCCAGUUCUUCCGUUGUGACUUGAACGCAGCAUAAGGUUCUGGCAUUAGAUGUCCACUGCUCUGUGUUUGAAAUGUAAUAUGGGACAAAGAAAACAGUUUAACAUGCAUAUUUUGCCUUUAUUUUUCAUAACGAGAAAUUAUUUUCAUGACAGCAAUGGUAUAUUCAUUCUUUAAACCCAUAGCUCUUGUAUUUUGAGACCUUUAACUUCCUCUGUUAGUACAAUGUGAGGAUCAUGAUACAGCUACCUAGACUUUUUUUUGUUACAUGUUUAAUAUUGUGUCUCGUUUGAAUGGUUUGUUUCUAAACGUUAUGUGAAGAGAGUGACGAAUAAAAGCACAUCUGACGAAC
This is a messenger RNA of Myripristis murdjan (pinecone soldierfish), 3402 nucleotides long. It is a transcript of the gene unc119b, whose product is annotated as unc-119 lipid binding chaperone B. Gene Ontology annotation, molecular function: lipid binding. Gene Ontology annotation, biological process: lipoprotein transport; cilium assembly; nervous system development. NCBI's taxonomy places the organism in Eukaryota, Metazoa, Chordata, Actinopteri, Holocentriformes, Holocentridae. Bases 130 to 867 code for a protein of 245 amino acids. Gene Ontology annotation, cellular component: cilium. The record is from RefSeq and is a predicted model, not a curated record. The transcript is spliced from 5 exons.